Molecule: messenger RNA, 873 nt
Organism: Anopheles cruzii
Lineage: Eukaryota; Metazoa; Arthropoda; Insecta; Diptera; Culicidae
Product: microfibril-associated glycoprotein 4-like
Exons: 2
Coding region: 1-873 (290 amino acids)
Source: RefSeq, a predicted model, not a curated record
AUGUGGCUGGAGAGAACAUUGCUUUUGUUAAUUUUGCUUAAUGCAGUACAAACCCAACACUGUGAUUUUCCUGAAUCGUUGUGUUUCGAUGCGGAACCGGCUUUAUCAAAUCUAGAUCUACUCGAGGCAGCACUAGAAAAUUCUGGGACACCAAGCAACUUUACUCAACCAGCUGAACUCGUUUCCUUAAUAAAUGAACUGUCGGUGGCGAUCAAGGAAUCGUAUGGGAAAGGUUACAAAACAUGUGCUGAUGUCCCGGUUGGGUCACCCUCGGGACUAUACUUACUCGAGGGAGAGUUCAGGGAUGCAAUAAUUGCAUACUGUGAUAUGACAUAUAAUGGCGGAGGCUGGUUGGUGUUCCAAAAAAGAUUCAACAAUCAGACCGUGUUCCAACGUCCUUGGAAUUCAUACAAAGUUGGCUUUGGAGAACUAGCAUCCGGCGAGUUUUGGUGGGGUUUGGAUAAUUUGUACCGAAUAACAAACUUAAUGCCACACGAGCUGACCAUCAUCUUGGAAGACUUUAAUGGACGAACAGUUUUCGCGAACUACAAGACGUUCCAGAUUGGUGACGAAACCGAGCUAUAUCGAUUGAACGUUUUAGGACCAUACAAUGGAACAGCUGGUGAUGGCAUGAGACGGUGUCAAAACAUGUACUUUACUACAACCGAUAGGGAUAAUGAUCUUUAUACACUAAAUUGUGCUGAAGUAUAUACAGGUGCGUGGUGGUAUUCUGCUUGCCAAGACAGUAAUCUUAAUGGACAGUACUUGAAUGGUAAUACAACACUGUAUGGAAAAGGAAUAACAUGGCUUCAGUUUACCGGACAAGACUAUUCUCUAAAAGCAACUAAAAUGAUGAUACGUCGAAUCCCGUGA